AUGACAAGACCCCUGGUAUUUUUAGCGCUGGUGCUGCUGCUCCCACUGGUGUACCAGCACGCGGUGGGGUACCUGAACGCCUGGCGUGUGCCAUUGAGCACGCUGCGGCACUACGUCGAGCACCCGCUGGACGACGUGGUGAUCAAAAUCCCCAUCUACUACGAGUCGAACGACCUCAAGCUGUUGGACGUGGCGGAGGCGGUGUCGAUCCAGAUUGCCGGCCGGCUUCGCGAGCACGAGGCCGUUGUUCCGGACGUGCAGUUCGAGGUGCGAGAAUGGAACAACGAAACCGACGGGCUGGUGGUCAAGCUCGUGCUUGGCGACGGGAACGGCAUCUACGUGGACCCGAUCGAAGGAUAUGCGGUUCUGUUCUACAAUCUGGAAACCGUGGACGCGAACGACGUGCCAUACUUUGCCACACAGCUGAUUGUGGACCACUGCUACAACGACGAGCUGCGCGACUACGCCAUCGACAGUUUUGUCCAGUUGAUUGACAACAGGACAGGAAAACACACGUUUUUGCACUCGUCGCAGUACGAGCCCAAACGUUCGGACCAUGUCACGUUUGUGCUGGUGAUGAUGAGCCCGGAUCUCCGGUGGGAGGCAGAACAGGCCGCCAACGAAUACAUGCGGCCGUUCCUGGACAAUAUCUCCAACUACACCUUGGAGUUUGUCACGGUCAACGAAUCGUCUGUUCAAGACCACCAUUUUGUGGACGAGCGGUUCCCCGAAGAGCUUUCCAGUUUGCCGAACCUGGCAGACUUCUACGAGUCACAUACAAACACCAGCUCAACAGUAUACCUGGUGUACUAUCCGUUUGAGCUAGCAGAACAGAAAAUUCAAAAGAUGACGGUGGACGGCCACGGCGUGUAUUCGACUCACGAAAACACGUUUCUGAGCAUCAAAACGUGGGGGUCGAUCUACUUCGCACACACUUCGCUGUUCAACACCACUGUCCCUGCACCAGAGUUGCAGGACUGUAUGUGGUGUUUUUCAGAGACAGUUCUCGACACCUUUGAGUUCCCGAACGACAACAUGACCCCACUUCUGCGAAACCAGAUGUUCCAGAGGACAACAGCCAUGAAAAACCUUGUUCUGUUUGCCUACAGUCUUGCCAAAGUGGUUACGCAUAUCGAAAGCCACAGAUUGGAAACGGAUCUGGCUUCUGCGAUUCUGGACGCAUUUGCGCUUCGCCAACAGGUAAAGGCCGCAUUGGAAUCCAAACAGUACUCAUUGGCCCUAGAGCUGAGCCGCAGACUGUUAUCUCUGAUCGAGCACCAGACACAGAAUCUAUAA
Ogataea philodendri is the source of this 1296-nucleotide messenger RNA. RefSeq lists its product as uncharacterized. Bases 1 to 1296 code for a protein of 431 amino acids. Gene Ontology annotation, biological process: attachment of GPI anchor to protein. The record is from RefSeq and is a predicted model, not a curated record. The transcript has a single exon. Gene Ontology annotation, cellular component: GPI-anchor transamidase complex. NCBI's taxonomy places the organism in Eukaryota, Fungi, Ascomycota, Pichiomycetes, Pichiales, Pichiaceae.